Molecule: messenger RNA, 809 nt
Organism: Oppia nitens
Lineage: Eukaryota; Metazoa; Arthropoda; Arachnida; Sarcoptiformes; Oppiidae
Product: multidrug resistance-associated protein 1-like
Exons: 3
Coding region: 24-809 (261 amino acids)
Source: RefSeq, a predicted model, not a curated record
AUUAGUUAUAAUAUAAGCAAAAUAUGUUUGAAAAUAUUUGUACAACAAAAUUAUGGGAUAGUCAUCAAACAUGGUAUACACCCGAUCCUCAUCUGAGCUCAUGUAUGAUCGAGACGUGGUUUGCAUGGAUUCCCUGUAUAUUCCUAUGGCUUACUAUUCCAUACAUUAUCUAUAAUUGUUUUAAAUCAUCGGACAAACCAUCAAUUGAUUGGAAUUUAUAUAACACAAGUCGUUUAGGUCUGACUAUUGUCGGCACAAUUGUCCUAUUUUUUGAACUAAUAUUCAGUUUGGUUCGCAAAUAUCAAUGGUUGGACAGUCCGAGUACGGCCUAUAUUAUUAUGACAGCCUUACAAACAGCUACCAGACUAGCCCUGUGUAUCAUUUUUUAUGCCCAACGCCGCUGUGGUGUCCAUCGAAGCGGUUGUGUUUGGCUAUACCUAUUGAUUGAUACAUUUUCGAGUACACUAUCCAUUGUUACAUACACUACAGCACCGGAUGAUAAGCUCAGAUACUAUGAAUUUGUAUUGAGAUGUCUGUCAUAUUCAUUGACUGGACUGUUGCUUAUUUUAACAACAUUUGCCGAUAAACUGCCGAUAAUAAAAAUGGAUGGCCAGUUAGCACACACUUAUAGUCAUAACCAUCAGCAACAACAACAACGUAAAGUGUGUCCAAAAGAGAGGGCAUCCUUUAUAUCAAAGAUAACCUACCAUUGGAUAGAUAUGCUGUUUAUAAACGGUUGGCGAAAAUCUCUAGAAUUACAAGAUCUAUGGCCAUUGCGUUCAGUGGACAUAAAACAUUCAAUGCCAUAG